Messenger RNA from Pararge aegeria (speckled wood butterfly), 1557 nucleotides. RefSeq lists its product as uncharacterized. Gene Ontology annotation, molecular function: protein binding. The transcript is spliced from 2 exons. Bases 110 to 1543 code for a protein of 477 amino acids. The record is from RefSeq and is a predicted model, not a curated record. NCBI's taxonomy places the organism in Eukaryota, Metazoa, Arthropoda, Insecta, Lepidoptera, Nymphalidae.
UCAAAAUAAACCUACUUAUUGUUCUAUAUAUCCACUUACAUCCCCUUUCUCAUAGAUUCGCUAAAGGUGCAAGGGAAUUCAAGAAGAGGACUAAAACAAUAAUAAAAUUAUGGAUAGUCUCAUCGCUAACGGAGAGAAUCGUCCAAGUCCAAAUGACUUCAUUAACUUCCUACCCUGGGCUUGUAAUCAGUUCCAGAUGGAUAGCACGAUUGUCAUCGCCAAAGUCCUGCAAAAUGAAUACUUCGGCUUAGCAUUAGGGCACAAAGAUAAAAAGAACCGCACCACGAAGCAGAAUGUUUCCCGUAACGAGCUCGGAUCUACCGAUGGAAAAGAAAGUUCACCGAAUGGCUUGCCCGAAAACAAGAACGGUCACAAUAAAAUCUAUAUAUCAGCGUACUGUGACCCUUUUGGCAACCUAGUUGAGAUAAAAUUCGAUAAGAACCGUCAAAUCCCUUGUCUUUUAUUAAAAAUCAUAGCACUUUGUAUCAAAUAUCAAAACAAUCUCACGAGGCUUACAAUAAACAGUGGCAUGGAUAAGCAUACUAUUUACGAAAUGGAUAAAUUUCUAAACAUCACUAACAUAACUGAGAUAUGUUUAGACAAUUCCUUUUUCCCAGAAGCAAAUUAUGAUCUUCUGCUCGAAGGCGGGAAUAAGAUACGCUAUCUCUCACUUGCAAGAUGUAAAAUCAACGAUACAGUUAUGGAGAACAUUUCUAAGAAGUUGAUAUUUCCUUCACCAGCUUCUGAAUUGCUGACAGUUCUCAUCCUAGCAUCAAAUAGGAUCACUGAUAAGGGAAUAGUGUUUUUGGCAGAUGCUCUCCGAUCUAAUCGGAAACUAAGCUAUAUAAGUUUAGCAGAUAAUAAUCUGACAGAUGAUGGAGUAAGUCUGAUACUAAAUAGUUUAAUGGAAUUCUCUUUAACCGAAGAUGAAAUUAUUAGAGAAAACAGAAGACACAUGCAUUAUUUGAAAGAAAAGAGAAUCAUGAUAAAUUAUAUGAUAAAGGAAUUGAGAUCUGGUGAGUAUGAUAAAAGAGAUGGUAAAUCAAAAAGAAAGGUUUUUAGACCCAUUUCAGCGGUUCCAAGUGUGAAAAAAGGCAAUUUGGGAAAGGAGAGUUCUCUGAAAUCUUUGGGUGAUUCGAAGAGUAAUCCAAAUUUAGACUAUCUAUUGUACGAUAAAGCUUUGAACAUGGUUGAAGAAAAACUCGGAGAAUUCAACGAUCCGUUUGGCGUGGCCAAUACUACAGUAAAAUAUGGUAUUAAGUACUGUCACGGCAAUAAUACAGUUGCCUUUUUGAAUUUGGCUUACAACAAUUUAUCGUAUAUAUCUUUGAAGAAGUUAUUAAGCGUCCUCUUGUAUCAGAAGUUGUUCGAUAGAAGGCCGAAAGGCUUAGUUAACUUAUGCGUUGAGGGUAACAAUGUACCGAAUUCCUGUAAGGAGCUGAGUCAAAUUGCCGAUUUAUUAGAAGAGGGUAUCACGUCUAGUGUGCUUAGAAAUGCGAUGCACAAAAAACGAGCAACGUCAAAAAUGCACAGCCUUAAGUGAAUUUAGAAACAAGU